UGAAAAAUCACAUGAUGUGCACGGCGUAUGAUGUCAGCAGCCUCAGUUCGCUUGUCCUCCUCGCCGACCUCCGCCAUCCAAACACUGAGGCGUCCAGGCUACAUAAUUUCCUCCCCUGCUCCAACAGUGUUAACAUUACACUAGCAAAACAUGGCCAGCCAGUCCCAAGGAAUUCAGCAGUUAUUACAAGCGGAGAAACGAGCAGCUGAAAAGGUUGCGGAGGCCCGGAAACGUAAGAACCGUCGUCUGAAGCAGGCGAAAGAGGAGGCCCAGGCUGAGAUUGAGCAGUACCGUCUCCAGAGGGAGAAGGAGUUCAAGACAAAAGAGGCCGCAGCUCUUGGCUCCCAUGGGAACUCAGCAGUGGAGGUGGAUAAGGAGACUGUGGACAAGAUGGGUGGCAUCCAGAACAGCUAUCAGAUGAACCGAGAGGCAGUGCUGGAGAACCUGCUUAAAAUGGUGUGCGACAUUAAACCUGAGAUCCACGCCAACUACCGUGUGGCUGGAUAGGACAUUCCCCCUGCCCUUGAGAUGUGGCGGUAUAGGGCUUCCAUUGCGCAGCAAUUGGGAUUAGCAUAGAGAUGCAAGAUAGCUGUCAUUACAGCCUUCCGAUUUGUGUUUAUGUUCUGAUAUUACUGCUCUCUGAUGCAUUGCCUUCACUUAAAGCAAACUCUUAAGAGCUGAGAGAGAAAAAAAAAGACUGACCCAGGUUAUUUAUAUUAGAAUGGCUGUAGAGUAGUGGUCUUCAUUCCUGGUCCUAUAGAGCCGCUGGGUGUGCUGGCUUUCAUGUGUUACUCAAUAGUUUGAUCAUUGAUCAUAAUUGAUCAGUGAAAGCAGUUGAUUACAUCGUUAACUUGCCUUACCUGGUUUUUUGGGUCUGAAUUGGUUGCUGCUAUUAAGGCAAGAACAAAAACCAGCAGACCCUGUGUCUCUCCAGGACCAGGAAUGAAGAUCACUGCUAUAGAGCGUCCUGGUAUUUAUAAAGGUUCACAGGAUAAGAUUCUAAAUGACACAUAACCAGUUCAGUUCGAGUUUGUUUUCACUGUAAACCAGCUGUAAAAUCUGUUUUGGGCCCAGAAUGCAUUGCAAUGGAAGUCCUCCCCGUGUUGUAACUUAUUGAUGUCCAGAGGAUCAUUAGGAUCAAUAGAGUUGAGUAUUGUCUGUGAAGGAGGUAUCUGUGUGUGUCUUGCUUUGCGAUGUAUCGUUUUUUUUAUUUGGUGCUCUAUUUGGACAUUCUUUUAAUUGUAGUUGGAUGUCAGGACAUAUUUAGAACUGGACACAGAAUUUCUUCUCUAUAUCAGGUACAACCUAAACAGCCUCUUUUCCUCAUAAAAUCUAGUGAAAUGCUGCCACGGUUCCUGAUCUUUUUCUCCUUGGUGUCUGUGGGACCGUAGUUGGAAACUACUGUAACCAAAUGGUGAUUAAACAUUUGCAAUUCUGCA
Messenger RNA from Conger conger (European conger), 1439 nucleotides. Its product is annotated as V-type proton ATPase subunit G 1-like. Gene Ontology annotation, molecular function: proton-transporting ATPase activity, rotational mechanism. NCBI's taxonomy places the organism in Eukaryota, Metazoa, Chordata, Actinopteri, Anguilliformes, Congridae. The record is from RefSeq and is a predicted model, not a curated record. Gene Ontology annotation, cellular component: vacuolar proton-transporting V-type ATPase complex. The transcript has 3 exons. Gene Ontology annotation, biological process: proton transmembrane transport. The coding region runs from base 151 to 507 and encodes 118 amino acids.